CUCGCGCUCAGUCUACAGUCAGCGAUGCGUGCGCUGGUUGCGUUGACCACGCUCGCCGCGUGCGUCGCGCACGCGCAUCAGCUAACACGCGACGCGCCAUAUCACAAUAUACUAUCCCCCAUCGGGACUAAAGGUCCCAUAAAGCACUUACUAACCUGCUCUCAAUCACUUGGACCUACAAAAUGCCUGACCGCCCUGAGCGCCUGGCGUGCUAAAAAAGCCAUCGAGUAUUUAGAUCGAGGGCUUCUUCCCAGUAACACUUCGAACAUCGAACAGUUUCCCUGGGAAGAAUACAGCAACACUUCCAGUGACCAAAUAAACACCCAGUUAUGUGAAGGCACCGAGAAAUUGCUACAUUAUAAGACGUUGAGUUUUACUAUGAUUCCAGGAUACAGAUUGGAAUUGAAGUCAAAAGAGAAUGGCAAAAUUAACGUCGAUGUACUAAAAAACGAAAUCACAACAGCUCGAGGAAGUAAACUGAAGAAACAAUUUUAUAACAUCGUGCCCAUACUUCUUAUACCGGGGCUGAUUAUGGCAGCUGUCCUGCCGUUCGUCCUACCAGCAAUGAAGUUAGCCACAGUGGCCACAGUAAUGCUGAACAACAUGGCACUCACCGGUGCUGUGUUCACACUACUCAGAGACAAUGCAUUCAACGACCAUUCCCGGCCGAAAGUUAAAUAUAUAAAUGCUGGAUGGAAAAACGAAGAGGAAUUGUACCACGUUCAUGAACAUGAGCACAGCGACUAUGAAGCCUACAGCAGUGACAGUAACAUUGAUUCUAUUGACCACGAUUUUGGGAACGUUAAAGUAGUGGGUGAUUAUUCGCAAAAUGAACAUACCAAACUCCCCGAACAUUGGCUAAAGAAUUAUAAAGACCAUGGCGACCAUGUUGAAUUGAGUAUUCAAUACGAACCACAUAAAAGAAGACGCGAAUAGGACUGGUGUCACUAUUACUUGCCUUUUACAUUUUGUCCAUAAUUAAACAAGUGGCACAACGCAGAACACGCCUUUUGAAAGCAGAGCGUCCAACCACAAAAGUACUUAAUAUUAAAACAAGAUUUUAUAA
Plodia interpunctella (Indianmeal moth) is the source of this 1066-nucleotide messenger RNA. RefSeq lists its product as uncharacterized. The record is from RefSeq and is a predicted model, not a curated record. NCBI's taxonomy places the organism in Eukaryota, Metazoa, Arthropoda, Insecta, Lepidoptera, Pyralidae. Bases 25 to 936 code for a protein of 303 amino acids. The transcript is spliced from 2 exons.